This is a messenger RNA of Pomacea canaliculata, 601 nucleotides long. RefSeq lists its product as uncharacterized. NCBI's taxonomy places the organism in Eukaryota, Metazoa, Mollusca, Gastropoda, Architaenioglossa, Ampullariidae. The record is from RefSeq and is a predicted model, not a curated record. Gene Ontology annotation, molecular function: calcium ion binding. Bases 117 to 536 code for a protein of 139 amino acids. The transcript is spliced from 6 exons.
AUCCUUACACAGGUAUAAAUGUUAUCAUCCCGCCACACACCAAUACAAGCUCAAGCUGAAACGUAAGCACUCUUGAUUGUCUGACCUGCAUUAGCCAGUACCCAGCAAAUUUUACUAUGAAGAUUAUCAUCCUUCUUGGUGUUGUGACUGCUGUACUCGGGUACAGCUAUGAUGAUGCCAGAAUUAAGGGUGAUUUUGUUCCUCUUGACAAAAACAAUGAUGGUGACCUCACCCUGGAUGAACUGUUCACUUAUUUCCUAGCGGGUGACGAAAAUGGUAAUGGCAAGAUUUCCCUCCGAGAGUUUGCUGAUGGGCUCCGACCUGGUAACUACUCCCAAGAUAUCACCAGGGCCGCUUACGAAUUCUACGACAAAAUGGACGGCACAACUCACGGAUUUUUGGACCCAUUUACAGUUCUUCACUUAUUCAAACUUUUCGACGAUGACAACAACCAGAAGGUAUCUUUGGGAGAGUUUUUAAAAGCUGCUCGAGAGAUAAUACAAAUCUCCGCUCAUGAAACAGGAGUCACAAUUUAGUGUGAACAUGCUGUGAGAAGGAUACCUGCAAGACACUGAAAAUAAAAAUUCAAUUUUAAAACAAA